This is a messenger RNA of Galeopterus variegatus (Sunda flying lemur), 432 nucleotides long. RefSeq names its product N(G),N(G)-dimethylarginine dimethylaminohydrolase 1-like. The record is from RefSeq and is a predicted model, not a curated record. Gene Ontology annotation, molecular function: amino acid binding; dimethylargininase activity. Gene Ontology annotation, biological process: arginine metabolic process; positive regulation of nitric oxide biosynthetic process. NCBI's taxonomy places the organism in Eukaryota, Metazoa, Chordata, Mammalia, Dermoptera, Cynocephalidae. The transcript has 3 exons. Bases 49 to 306 code for a protein of 85 amino acids.
AAUCUACAGUCUCCGUUAUUCCAGUGAAAUCUGGCACUUUCUGAGAUCAUGCAACAGAUGAGUGACCACCGCUAUGACAAACUCACCGUGCCUGAUGACGUGGCUGCAAACUGUAUAUAUCUAAAUAUCCCCAGCAAAGGACAUGUGUUGCUGCACCGAACCCCAGAAGAGUAUCCAGAAAGUGCAAAGGUUUAUGAGAAACUGAAGGACCAUAUGCUGAUCCCCGUGAGCCAAUCUGAACUGGAAAAGGUGGACGGGCUGCUCACCUGCUGCUCGGUUUUAAUUAACAAGAAGGUCGACUCCUGAGUGACAGAGUCCCUCCCUUGUAGCUGGCAAGACUACACACGCAAGGCCGGUGACUCUGUACCCAUUCCCAUCAUUUUCCUUGACAAUCUACUGUGCCACUGUGCUACUAACUCUUGUUUACAAAAA